GAGUGCUUUGAGAGGAGGUGUGGAGUGGAGCCCUCUGCGACUUGUUUGUAUCUUGUGAGCUGUGUGUGGUUUUAUUGGAUUUUACUGUACUGUGUAUAUGUGUAGCAUUAGUACUGAUAAAAUGCCUACAGAGACUGAGGAGGAGUUACCACCUUCUAUUUCCGAUCCCAGUAUCUCUCAGGAGGGAACCUUUCAUUCCCAAUAUAAAGUACUGAAGACUAUUGGAAAAGGAAGCCAUGCCAAGGUCCUCCUGGCCCCCAGCUCACAGGAACCCCAGUGGCGGUCAAAGUUCUCCGAAAGAACAAGCAGUGGUUCCGGCCAGCCAUGACAGAAGCAAACAUAAUGAGAAAGAUCAACCACCCCAACAUUGUUUCUCUCUUACAAGUCAUUGAAAACAAAACUAGAAUAUACCUCAUAAUGGAGCUGGUGGAAGGCCAACAACUCUACCAGUACUUCAGAGAGUCAGGGCAAGUAGAGGAGGAUGAGGCCCGGCAAAUAUUUGAACAGAUAUUAUCAGCAGUGAGCUACUGCCAUGGAAAGGGGAUUGUUCACCGAGACCUGAAAGUGGACAAUAUAAUGAUUGAUAAAGACAAAAAGGUCAAAGUCAUCGACUUUGGGCUUAGCACCGAAACACAACCUGGACAAAUGCUAAACCAGCACUGCGGUGCGUAUUCUUUUGGUUCCCCGGAACACUUCCUUGGACUUCUGUAUGACGGGAUGAAGAAUGAUAUGUGGACAAUAGGAGUGGUCUUGUAUUAUAUGGUAGUGGGAAAGCUCCCAUUUGAUUCUGUGAUCAUCCAAGAAUUACAAAAACAAGUUGUUGCAGGGGUGUAUCCUGCCCCCUGUCGGGUUUCAGAAGAACUGGAGAACCUCCUUAGUCAAUUACUAACAGUAAAUCCAAUGUAUAGACCAACAGCCAGCGAGGUGAUGAAACAUGCCUGGUUCAAAGAACACGGGAAGGGGUUCACAGUUCGUUGUGAAGAACCGCUUCCCCUCAGGCCAGACCCUGAAAUUUUGGGUGCGAUGAAAUGCAUGGGAUUUCAAGCCUCUGUAAUAAAAUACUCCCUAAUAAAAAGAAAAUAUAAUGAGGAAAUGGCAACUUAUUGCUUCCUACAACAGCAGGCUCUCCCGGGGUAUGGCUGCACAGCCCAGGCACAGCAAGUGAGUCCCAUUGCAGCCCCAUUUCCUAGCUUUGAUCCUGCUGCUGCUUUUAGAUUACAAAGAAAGAGGAGUGGAAGCCUGCCAGUCCUUGACACCUUGCAGGUGUCAUUCUCCCAAGUUCACGUAUCUCAUUAUGGCCAGAAGGUUCAUACAAAAGGAGGAAGAAGGUCCACUGUGGCUGGUCGUCUCAGGCCACUACCGAUAACACCUACACAGGACCACUAUCACAAAUGUGCCAUGAGUGUCCCAUACAUUCAAACAACAAGCAUCUUCAGGAGAAGAGUAGCAACAAGGAAAUAAAAGAAGAUAAUCUACUCUCCCACAGAGCCCCAUUAGAGGAUGAGCCCAUCUCCAGCAGGGUCGGGCACAGAGGUUUUAAGGGGUGGACCAGGAAUAUAGCAAAUGCCCUGAUAAAGCUUUGUUGCUGCUUGCCAAGGAGAAAGAAACCUUGCCUGGGGCAGAACAGAAUCUCACCCCAGAAAUGAGCCACAGGGAGAGUCCAGAUAACAAGCAGCAGGCACAGCCCAGGUACCUUCGUGCUUUGUCCUUUCUAGUUUGCUCUAUGCUGGUCCUUCCUCUGUCUCUGCUUUCCA
Molecule: messenger RNA, 1754 nt
Organism: Rattus norvegicus (Norway rat)
Lineage: Eukaryota; Metazoa; Chordata; Mammalia; Rodentia; Muridae
Source: RefSeq, a predicted model, not a curated record